Messenger RNA from Rhincodon typus (whale shark), 2360 nucleotides. RefSeq names its product CDGSH iron sulfur domain 2 (gene cisd2). The transcript is spliced from 3 exons. Gene Ontology annotation, molecular function: 2 iron, 2 sulfur cluster binding. Bases 122 to 529 code for a protein of 135 amino acids. Gene Ontology annotation, biological process: autophagy of mitochondrion; regulation of autophagy. NCBI's taxonomy places the organism in Eukaryota, Metazoa, Chordata, Chondrichthyes, Orectolobiformes, Rhincodontidae. Gene Ontology annotation, cellular component: intracellular membrane-bounded organelle; mitochondrial outer membrane. The record is from RefSeq and is a predicted model, not a curated record.
CCCGCUAGGUGCGCGCGCAGGUGACCGGCUGAAGGGGCGGGGCUUGGCUCAGCGCGCGCGGAGCUCGUUAUCCCGGAGUCGCUCGAGCUCGAGCCCGAGCCCAAGUGCAGUCCCCGCCAACAUGGUGCUCGACACACUCGCCAGGAUCAUCAAAGUGCAGCUGCCCGCCUACUUGAAGCGGAUUCCUAUUCCCGAGACUCUGGGUGGAUUCGCCCGGUUGACAGUCGCAGAAUGGCUGCGAUUACUGCCAUUUCUUGGGGUUCUUGCACUGCUCGGCUACCUGGCUGUACGACCUUUCAUUCCCCGCAAGAAACAGCAGAAAGACAGCCUGAUUAAUCUAAAGAUCCAGAAAGAAAAUCCCAAAGUGGUUAAUGAAAUCAACAUUGAAGAUCUACAGUUCACCAAGGCAGCAUACUGCAGGUGUUGGCGAUCAAAGACGUUCCCGGUUUGUGACGGGUCUCACAACAAACACAAUGAAUUGACGGGUGAUAAUGUGGGUCCAUUGAUCAUUAAGAAGAAAGAAGUAUAACAUUUUUUAUUCUUUAAUCAUGGCAUCAUAUGUUUUGAGAUGUAAAGAUCAUUUGUAAAGUGUAACCAUUAACAGUCAGUAAAUGUAUCUUUACAGUGAAAUUUGUACAGAUAAAUUGUAAAGCUUUACUUGUCACUAACAAAUGUCUAAUUUGUCAAUGUACAGUAAAUAAAAUUGGGCAAUCUACUCCUUACUAUCAUGAUUAAAAAAGUAAGCAAUUGUUUAAAAUUGGAUUUUUUUUUUAUUCCUUCAUUGAGAUGAUGGCUUUGAAUUUGCAAGUUAUUUUUGAACUUUUGAUUCCUUAGUUUUAUAUAGAAGACAAUGUACACUGUCUCGAGUGCUCUCGUUUAUGAAUAUCUUUUUGUGGAAGUGCAAAUCAUUUUCAGUUGCCAAAAUAAAUCUAAGCCAUUUGAGUCUGUUGGAGGGAAUUCACUGAUGUUCAGAAUUUUCUUUUACUGAACAGUUCCCACUUUCUGCAUUGGUGUUGUGAACCCUUUUGCUUUUGCUGGUACUCCCAUUUUAUAUUUUAAAAAAUCCAAGAAUUCUUUUCAAUGUGGCAGCAGUACAGCAAGCUUUUUAGUAACCGGCAACUGUGGGACCAGAAACGUGCUGGUUAGAACAUAGAACAUGGAACAUUACAGCGCAGUACAGGCCCUUCGGCCCUCGAUGUUGCGCCGACCUGUGAAACCAAUCUGAAGCCCAUCUAACCUAAACUAUUCCAUUAUCAUCCAUAUGUUUAUCCAAUGACCAUUUAAAUGCCCUUAAAGUGGGCGAGUCUACUAUUUUUGCAGGCAGGGCAUUCCACGCCCUUACUACUCUCUGAGUAAAGAACCUACCUCUGACAUCUGUCCUAUACCCCUCAAUUUAAAGCUAUGUCCCCUCGUGCUAGCCAUCACCAUCUGGGAAAAAGGCUCCCACUGUCCACCCUAUCUAAUCCUCUGAUGAUCUUGUAUGUCUCUAUCAAGUCACCUCUUAACCUUCUUCUCUCUAACGAAAACAGCCUCAAAACCCUCAGCCUUUCCUCAUAAGACCUUCCCUCCAUACCAGGCAACAUCCUGGUCAAUCUCCUCUGCACCCUUUCCAAUGCUUCCACAUCCUUCCUAUAAUGCGGUGACCAGAACUGUACGCAAUACUCCAAGUGCGGCCGCACCAGAGUUUUGUACAGCUGCAACAUGACCUCAUGGCUCCGAAACUCAAUCCCUCUACCAAUAAAACCUAACAUACUGUACGCCUUCUUAACAACGCUAUCAACCUGGGUGGCAACUUUCAGUGAUCUAUGCACAUGGACACCGAGAUCUUUCUGCUCAUCCACACUACCAAGAAUCUUACCAUUAGCCCAGUACUCUCUAUUCCUGUUACUCCUUCCAAAAGGAUCAAAUAUUCAGGUCAAUCAAGAGGUCCACGUAAUCAAUGUAAAAACAGAAAAACUAAGUAAUAGAAACGGAAAGCAGAGUGUAUACACAUCACUGUUAUACUUUAUUUACACCAUAAAUCACUUAAAUAAUAAUGGAACUUUGUCUUAAAUAAAACUUACUGAUAGAGAGCUCAGACAUUGCAAUAAUGCAGUAAAUUUCUGGUAUUUGAGAUAGAUCAUUUUUGCUGGUUUAUCGAGAGCUCUGGUUCAUAAGGUGCCAGUUAAAACAAAGUUUGCUGUAUUGCAUUCUGUAUAAAAAUUGCACAAAAUAUUUGUUUUGCAUAAUGUGAAAUUUAUUGCUGGUGCUUAGCAGCACUUGUCAAGUUGUAGAUCCAAACCUCUGUAUGCUAAAAGACUCUUUAACUUUCUUGUAUAAGCAGUGAGGCAGAACUUGUGUAAUAAACAGAACUUGUUGCA